AUGGAGAAACUACCACAAGAGAUCAUUGACCAGAUCAUCGACUACUCACCUUGGUUGACCGGGCGCCGUCGUGCUCCGACGUUCGCGACGGUUUCUAAGCGAUUCCAACUCUCCAUCGAGCGGCAUACUUUCAGGGAAAUUGACAUCAAUCAUGUCGAACUGGAGCGUUUCGCAGACCUUUUCACCCACCCGCACCGCCGCAAUGUUCUCAAGCAUCUCGGGUUUAAGAUCAAACUUUUGCUUUGUCAGAAAUACCCCGAAGCAACCGAGAGAGAGGCCAACAACAAAGUCGCGACAAAUGCCAUUCUCAAUCUUUUGAACUGCUUGUGUCGCUGGGAAAAGAACUGCAACAUCGGCUUAUUCAUUACAGCUCGUCCUUAUCAACUAGGAUUUUCUGGCACCAACCUUGAUUAUCAGUACGACUAUCUCGAAAUCCUUUACCCGGAGCAGCUGCCCCCAGUCGACUGCAUUCGGUGGCUUUUGUUAAAUAACCCGGAGUCUCGCAAAAAGCCGGGUUUCCGCGAAUUCUCACCAUUGUCGUAUUUGGCACUAGCAACCAAACUUCCCUGUCUCAAAGGCACCUUUCUGAGUUACACCGAGCCUGGCGAAUUCUUGGCCUUCCGUCAGAGCUUGCGAGAGAAUUUGGUUCAAGCCAUCAGCAAGGCACCUUCAAUGGCCAAGGUUUACUUUAACAUCGACGGACCUGACUACACCGGUCACGACCCGCCGAGCCUGGUGCCAAGCCAGCAAGAAGACUCGCUUUCUCUUGCUCUACGCCGUAGUCUCGCGAAAAACCCACAGCCGUUCUGGGAGAAUAUCACUUACAUCUUCAUCACGCUCAAUCCUGUAGCCCCCUCUGGAACGUGGUACUUCCGCAACGGCCCCCAGAAGGGCCAGGAAGCUUUCGCUCUUCAUCUCAAAGAUCAGAGUCCUCCUGGCUAUGGGACAGAAGAACAGACCGUUUCGGCCCUUGCAUUCCUAGGGGAAUUGACCAAGAAGAUGAAGCCAGAAGUUGCAAAACGGAAUUUUCAACGAAUGAAAGCACCUGAACGAUUCGAUGUGAACCCCGACACGGUCAUGCCGCUGCUCAGAUCAGUCACCAGAGCCAUCGCCCAGAUGAGAUCCUUGCAGAUCUUUAAGCUACGAGAUGCCGAUAGCCUCAGCACGUGGUAUUCGACGAACUCCUUGAAAGUGGAAUACUACCUCCCAGGUGUGCUGGACCGAGAGUACAGAGAAGAACUAGAUGGGCUUCCCUUGGGCAAGCCCCGAGUCCUACUGCGUGCCCGGGGCCUGGCAGAGUCUGGAUGCUGUGCAAGUGAACUAGAAGAUAUGUUCCGGAAGGUCUCAAUCGCAAACCACCACCAGGAAGCGGUUGUCACAUGGAUCUAG
This is a messenger RNA of Colletotrichum chrysophilum, 1389 nucleotides long. RefSeq lists its product as uncharacterized. The transcript has 2 exons. The record is from RefSeq and is a predicted model, not a curated record. Lineage: Eukaryota; Fungi; Ascomycota; Sordariomycetes; Glomerellales; Glomerellaceae. Bases 1 to 1389 code for a protein of 462 amino acids.